Molecule: messenger RNA, 819 nt
Organism: Brassica napus (rape)
Lineage: Eukaryota; Viridiplantae; Streptophyta; Magnoliopsida; Brassicales; Brassicaceae
Product: glutathione S-transferase T3-like
Exons: 3
Coding region: 1-819 (272 amino acids)
Source: RefSeq, a predicted model, not a curated record
AUGAGGGAUAAUCGUCAAAGUAGAGGAGUGCAUUUGCUUCAGAAAUACAGGUAUAUGUCUUCAUCUUGUAAAGUCAUUGAUGUUGAUAGUGUUUCACUCUCUUCCUCCCAAGCUCCCUUCUCUGCCAGUCAAGGCCCCGAAGAUUUGAACUUUGCUGAUGACAGUCAAGCAAGUCGUAAAGAAAGAAGAGCGUGGACGCCUACUGACGAUGUUGUUUUCAUCAGCUCGUCGCUUAACACGAGCAAAGAUGUCGUAGUUGGGACUGAGCAAAAGUCGCUUGCAUUCUGGAAAAGAAUUGCGGCGUACUACAAUGUCAGUCCUAAGCUUGCUGGCUCUGAAAAGAGAGAGGCAACUCACUGCAAGAAUCGUUGGCAGAAGAUCAAUGACAUCGUAUGCAAGUUUUGUGGAGCUUAUGAUGCUGCGAGCAGGGAGAAAACCAGUGGACAAAACGAGAAUGAUGUGUGGAGUGAGUUGUCUACGGCUAAAGCUGAGGGAAGCUCUAAAAAGAGGAAGAGUGUGGAUAUUUCUCAGUCUGGAAGCUCUAAAGCAACUGAAGUAGAUUCUGGUGGCGAUGAUGAAGCAACAACUCGUCCCCCGGGAGUUAAGACCGCGAAAGCGCAUUCUAGGAAGCCACUGGUUGAUGGAAAGGAGCUGGGUGAUUUUCAGACAAUGUGGAGCAUGAAGAAGGCGGAUUUGGCUUUGAAAGAAAGGUUGUCUAAGAUCAAGCUACUAGAGGCUCUCAUUGCUAGACAAGGAACACUCGCGGAUUAUGAAGAAGAUUUGAAGAAGAGACUCAUUAAUGAGUUGAUGCCUAAUUAG